ACUCGGAAUUGGAAGGUUGUUCGGUGUUUCGCGCAUCCAAUGGUGGGGCUCUCUUUCUCUUUCUGGCAUGUGAGCUAUCACCGCGAAAUCCGUUUUAAUUAUAAUUCAGUUAUUGUACUGAAUGCAGAUCUAUUUCUAGAUACAAAUACCCCUCAAUAAGCGAUAACAGCGAAACAAGGCAAAUUUGGUUGUAUUCUGUGGUAUUCUUGGAAUGAAACGAUGAUAAUUAAACAGCUAGAAGAGAUAUUUUCCGAAAAUACAGACAAUGAUUCUUCUUACGAAUAGUUGUUUUGAGAAGUGAAACAAUUUUUUUUACCAACAUUUUGACAAUUAACUAACCAUAAUUAGCAACGACCCAUCCUGUUAGAGUAUUUCAAACCUUCCGAACAUUUAGAAACAUUUUUUUUUUCAAAAGAGAAAUGAUGCAAUGCCGGUUACAAUGCAGAUAUAAAAUUUUUCAAACGUUUUAUGAUUCAGUCUGUCAAAUGGGUCGUUGCACCUAUUACUCUCCAAUCCCCGCGUGACAAGUUACAAGGAAUCGAUUAGCGGCUAAUUAAUAGGGUUGCGGCUGUUUCAACGCCGACACCCAGGAGAACGAGAAAGGAGAAAGCUUAAUUACUGACUUUAAUGAACUUUUAUUGAUCUCCGAUGAAAAUGAGUGAAUUAUACGUAAAAUAUGAAUUGCAAAUUUAUUCAUAAAGCCCCUUAAAAAUAUCAAUUAUCCCUUUAUAACGUUUGAAGACCUUUAAACCGCUCCUAAAACAAAUUAGUAUUGUUUUCUUGAACCAAAUCAAGGCUGAGUGUCUGAAUUGCUUGGAUUGAGUAAAAAUUCAAAUAAAAUGUAAGGGACGAAGGUGCUGAGGCUUGAAAGCUUCGCCCCUGAGCGUUGCGCUGGCGUGGAUCGAUGGUACUCUCGAAGGGGUGAGCCAUCGGUUCAUCUAGUGAGUCGCGUAUGGCAUCGAGUCACCGAAAAAAUAGCAAAAAAUUAAGGAAAUAUCAGCGAGGGAAUGCGCGGCAAUUCGCGCCGAAUUCUGUAUCUGCUCUUCCUAGCGAUAUUUCUCCUCCUGAGCACGAGAUUGUUGACAAGCAGAAGUCACCUGGUACCACCUGACACCGAUUCGGGGGUCAUUACGCAUAAGAGAGGUGAGAAUGCUCGGAUAGCGCCUGCGUAUGCACCUGGGGUUUACAUGGCGGGUCGACGGCCCGCGAAUUCAACUUUCUGCGGUUGGAACUAUGGACUGCCGAGAAAGCUCAGCUUUCCGGCAAAUACAGUUACUCGGAGUCCUCAGGAUGACGGCCGUGGAGCCUAUCGCGUACUUCCGUUUGUCAUUCGUGGAGGAAUCAGUGUGAGGGAUGAAAAAAUCGUGCAAUUUACCCUUUGCACUCAUGCCACAGCUGAUCAAGUGUACAAUAUCGUAGAACUUGUCAGGCGGUGGGAAGGUCACGUCAGUCUCGCCAUUUUUGCUCCUGGGCUCGAUGCUGGACUCGCUGUUGAUUUGAUAGAACGCGCGUGUCUGUGUGAACCCGCAAUGUUCAAGGUAUCCGUCCACCUGAUAUUCCCAGCAGGUCGUCCUCCCGCCUUGUCUCAUAUCUACCAUCCAGAAGGUGAUUGCGCAGCAUCGGACCUCCAGUGGAGAGCAUCCGAUACCGAGAGAAAACAACGAGGAAUGAUAUAUCCCAUAAACGUAGCCCGCAACGUCGCCAGAAGUCUGGCUCCAACGUCACGUGUACUAGUGUCAGACAUUGAAUUACUUCCGAGCGAUAAAUUAGCCUCUGGCUUCCUACAUAUGAUCCAUGGCAGACCCCCUCAAUCCGCCCUGAUCUUCGUCGUUCCUGUCUUCGAGAUUGAGGAGAACGAGCGUCCACCAAAGACCAAACGAGAACUGAUGACCGCUGUACGGAGCGGUGUCGCCAUUUAUUUUCAUAAAUACGUCUGCGCCCAUUGUCAAAAAUUCCCAGGUAUCACCAAAUGGAUGCUGCGACCGGAUCCCGGAAGAGUGAAACCUUUGGUUGUGACUAAAAGGGAGUACCCACACCAUAGAUGGGAGCCUAUAUUCAUUGGGAGUCAGGAGGAUCCACUUUACAAUGAGGACAUGUCUUGGGAGGGACGCCAGGAUAAAAUGGUUCAGAUGUUGGAAAUGUGCCUGAUGAAUUAUCGUUUAGUAAUCCUGGACGGUGCAUUUAUGAUCCACACCCCAGGGAUAAAACGUAAACCAUCAAAACUACUGAACAAAGAAACAUCUCGAACCUUUGAACGUACUCAGGAAAAACGCAAUGCCCUAAUAUACCAGAGCAAAACCAAUGGAUUGCUCAAACAGUACCCUGCUAACCAAAGAUGCAGACAAUAGAGGAACGUUCCUACCUACUAAGUCCAAAACAGCAGAUAAUAAAGAGAAUCAACGAACAGUGGCUAUUUUAUCAAUACGUUCACGCGAAUACACGUCUUGAAUUAUGCCUUUAUUGUGAUUAAGCACAGAGACUAUUGUCUCGUUAAGAUAAAAAGAAAAAAAUAUAUUGUACAGAGCAUCAG
Molecule: messenger RNA, 2530 nt
Organism: Diachasmimorpha longicaudata
Lineage: Eukaryota; Metazoa; Arthropoda; Insecta; Hymenoptera; Braconidae
Product: beta-1,4-glucuronyltransferase 1-like
Exons: 4
Coding region: 1008-2348 (446 amino acids)
Source: RefSeq, a predicted model, not a curated record